ACACUGUUUGAUAUUGUUGCCUACCCUAUCUGGAGGUUUGGAUUAAGAAUGCUGAUGCUUGGAUUAGGUUUAGACCUAUUUAGACCAAGUGAAGGUGUUUGCCACGGAGACGAACUAUUUCUUCUGUUUAAAUUAAAUGCUAUUCCAAUGGACCCAGCAAAUGCGAAGGACAAACAGAUACGAGAUCAAAUGAUCGCUUUAUGGACUGAUUUUGCAUCAACACACAACCCCACCCCCAGAACAGAGAAAUGGAUUAAGUUCAAGAGCAGUAAACCCCAGUUUUAUGAGAUUAGCAGUGAGAGCUGUAUGAAGUAUCCUGGAGAUCAUAAAGCAAGGAUGGAGUAUUGGGCGAACAUUUGGGAGAAUAUACCAGCUUCUUAUAGAAAAAUGUCGUCUCCGACUUGGACUAGAUAUCCUCAUAACAGGUUUCCUGUUGAUGUAGAAUAAUGGAUUUAUGAAUGCAUCAAAAUGAUUUAAACACAAUUGUAUAUAUUCUAACUUUUCUACACAACAAAUUCUUGAAAGCACAAAUGGCAUUAUUUGAUAGACUACCUUGUUAUUUUUCUUUUCAGAGAUUAAAAAUAUUUGGAAAUAACUUUUAAGAAUGUUGGUUUCUGAAAAUUUUAAAUCUUUUCCAACCCUUCACCAUAAACCUUUCAAAUACUUUACAUUGAAUUUCUGGUUCCAGAAUUCCAUACAUUGAAUAUUCAAUCCAUACAAUCAAGCUUACAGGGGUUCAGGGGGGAUAUGCAUCUAAGCCCCCUAGAAAACUGUAAAAUGUGAUUUCCAUUGGAUGUCGAAAAUGUAAAAAAAUAUGAGUUAACUUAAAACCAC
Molecule: messenger RNA, 834 nt
Organism: Eurytemora carolleeae
Lineage: Eukaryota; Metazoa; Arthropoda; Copepoda; Calanoida; Temoridae
Exons: 7
Coding region: 49-447 (132 amino acids)
Source: RefSeq, a predicted model, not a curated record